Cricetulus griseus (Chinese hamster) is the source of this 2411-nucleotide messenger RNA. The record is from RefSeq and is a predicted model, not a curated record. NCBI's taxonomy places the organism in Eukaryota, Metazoa, Chordata, Mammalia, Rodentia, Cricetidae.
ACUUGUACAGGAUCGUUGUCUUGCCGGCUGCGUCCAGACCCAGCAUGAGGAUCCGCAUUUCCUUGUUCCCGAAGAUCUUGGAUAGCACCUUCCCCAUCGCACCGAAGCCGUCCGUCAAAGUAGCCCUCACUUUUUUCUAGUCUUGGGUUUGCUCCGAAACCCUGCUUUGGAACGUUUAAACUCCUUCUCUUUCUCUCUGAGCAGCACCGUGGCAGUCAGCAAAAACAAAUGCCUGAAAGAGGAGGCAAUCCAUUGCCUAAAACAACUUGGCACACUGGGAAAGCUCCAGCUAUGUUCAUUAUUAGAAACACUGGAAAAUCAGUAGUCACAAGGACUCAAGGAGCCUAAACUGCAUCUGAUGGCCUCACAGACUGUGUGUUUGAAGUGAGCUUUGCUGAUUUACAGAAUGACAAAGUUGCAUUUAGAAAAUUUAAGGUAAUUACUGAAGAUGUUCAGGGCAAAAAUUGACUAACUUCAAUGGCAUGGCUCUUAUCCUGGACAAAAUGUGUUCUGUGGUCAAGAAGUGGCAGACCAUGGUUGAAGCUCAUGUUGAUGUCAAGACUGCUGAUGGUUAUUUGCUUCGUCUGUUUUGUGUUGGUUUCACUAAAACCAGAAACAAGCAGGUACACAAAAGUCCUGUGCACAGCAUCACCAGGUCCACUGGAUCAUGGAAAUCAUGACCUGAGAAGUACAGACAAAUGACUUGAAGGAAGUGGUUACUAAAUGUUUCCAGACAACAUUGGGAAAGACAUAGAAAGGGUUUGCUAUUCCAGUUAUCCAUUUCACAGUCUUUGUAAGAAAAGUAAAAAUGCUGAAGAAAAUCAAGUUAGAAAUGAGAAAAUAAAUGGAGCUCCAUAGUGAAGGUUCUGGAAAAACUACUGGUGACAAGACAGGUGUUAAAGUUGAAUGAGCUAAUGGAUGGGAACCUCUAGUCCAAGAAUCUGUUUAAAACCCAGACUUUUAGUAGGGACAAAUAAAAAGUCCUAUUUGUGAGAGAAAAAGAAAAAAGAAAAAAAUCAUUUUCAUGUGUAAGUAUUCUUUGGUAACUUUAAUGAAUUCUUUUUUGAGGCAGAGUCUCUUGUAACCCAGCCUGACUUUGAACCCCUUAUAGUCAGGAGGCCUCCUGAUUCCACCUCCCAGGUGCUGAGAUUUGAGGCAUGACGCUGAGCCCACCUAUCAUAUCCUUUAAUGACUGCCCAGCUCUUAUUGGCUUACUUGGAUGAUUUACUCAUUAUUGAUUAUCAAUUUCUCUAUUCCUGUCAGGGGAAAAAAUUCUCUUUUUCAUGAAUAAAGCAGUCUAUCUUCUUCUUAACACUUGAAGAAUCUGAGGCAAAGAAAAGGGUGAGCAAGUUCUUAAGAUCAAUAAAUGAGCCAGGUGACGGUGGUGCAGCCUUUGUUCCCAGCACUCAGGAGGCAGAGGCAGGUAGAUCUCUGAGCUCAAGGCCAACCUAGUCUACAGAAUGAGUUCCAGGACAGCCAGGGUUACACAGAGACACUUUGUCUCAGAAAAAAAUCAAUAAAUGAUAAAGAGCAGAUUCAAAAUAAGACUUGGAUGUUUUUAUUUAUUGGGGGGGGUGCUGAUAAGACAGGGUCUUAUGUAACCUUCAUUCUGGCCCCUGAACUCAUGAUAUAGACAAAGCAAUCUUGAAUUCCUCUGAAUCUGCACCAAGUGUUGUGGUGACAGGCAUAUAUCAUCAGAGAUGGCUUCUGUUUUAUUUUUAAAAUCUAGGUCCCCAGACUGACCCCAGAAUCAAAAUCUACCUGCCUCAACCUUCCAAGUACUAAGAAAAUUAAGAUUUUUUUUUAAAGCCCAUGUCUGUCGUUCUUUUUUCUCUGUGUACUGAAUUACUGUAUUUAUGGUGAACUCGGGAGCUGACUGCACAUUGAAAUCCCCAGGAGCUUUGAAACCACACCCCAGAUCAAUGAAGACAAAAUAUCUGAGGGCGGGUGGAGGGUUGGGAUUUUUCCUUUCUUUUUAAGAAUUCUGGUCUUGUUUGUUUGUUUUAUUGAUUGGCUGGUUUUAGGAUUUUCACACUGUAGCCCAGCCUGUCCUGGAACCCAUGUGUAGCAUAGGCUGGCCUCAAACUCAUGGCAAUCUGUUUGCCCCAACCUCCCACUGCUAGGGUCACAGACAUGUACCACCACUCAUGGCUCAUGUUUAAGCUGAGUUUGAGAGUCAUGUGCAGCUGAGUUUGAGAACCACUUGAUAAGUUCUUACAUUCAAAAUGCUGUGAAGUUUGAAUGCCAUUUGCUAUCCCUCAUCCCUAAAAUGAUAGACCCUACACACAUCUUUUCAUAGUGUAAUCUGAGAAUGGAAUGUAACCUAUCAAGGUAGAGCUGUAAGAUAAAAGCUUUAAUCUUUCUGAAAUGCUUUUACUUAUAAAAUAAAGGGUUUUAUUUUUAAAUUGUCA